Odobenus rosmarus divergens (Pacific walrus) is the source of this 1527-nucleotide messenger RNA. It is a transcript of the gene MDH1B, whose product is annotated as malate dehydrogenase 1B, NAD (soluble). Bases 1 to 1527 code for a protein of 508 amino acids. Gene Ontology annotation, biological process: malate metabolic process; tricarboxylic acid cycle; oxaloacetate metabolic process. Gene Ontology annotation, molecular function: L-malate dehydrogenase (NAD+) activity. NCBI's taxonomy places the organism in Eukaryota, Metazoa, Chordata, Mammalia, Carnivora, Odobenidae. The record is from RefSeq and is a predicted model, not a curated record. The transcript has 11 exons.
AUGGCCAAAUUCGUGCUUGCGGGUAGAGCAGAUUGCCCAUAUUAUGCUAAAGCAGAACUCCUAGCAGACUACUUACAAAAGAAUCUUCCUGAUUUUCGGGUACAUAAAAUUACACAACAUCCUCAUGUUUGGGAGGAGUGGUUAAAAGACCUGUGUGAGAAGAAUAAGUGGAGUCACAAAAAGUCCCCCAUCAUAUGGAGAGAGCUGUUGGAUCGUGGAGGAGAGGGCUUGCUUUUGGGAGGAUAUAACGAGUUCCUGGAAUACGCCCAGCUUUACUACGGUGUCACCUCUAGCAUGACUACUGAGCUGAUGAAGAUAAUUGCUCAAGAGAACCUGGAGACACAUAUAGAAAAAGAACUGGAGGAAGAAACCAAGAAAGAUCUCAUCCACCCUUUGCAGGUCUGGAUCACCAGCGCAUCUGUCCCUGCCUGCUACAACCUAAUUCCCAUCUUGACAAGUGGCGAAGUGUUUGGAAUGCACACGGAAAUUAGCCUGAAUCUAUUUGACAAUAAGCAGGCAGAAGAAAAUCUCCACGUUAUCGUGACCGAAACUCGGGACCUGGUGGCCCCCUUGCUCCGGAGCAUCUCCAUCUGCACCCGAGUGGAGGACGCCUUCCUCCAGGCCCACGUGAUCAUCAUCCUGGACGAGAACACUGACCAGGAGGUAUACACUCUAGAAGACUGCAUCCGAAGCAGACUUCCUCUGUGUAGGCUCUAUGGAUACCUGAUCGAGAAAAAUGCUCACGAUUCUGUCAGAGUUAUUGUGGGAGGAAAAACAUUUGUGAAUCUUAAAACCAUUUUGCUUAUGAGAUACGCCCCAAACGUGGCCCACAACAUCAUUGCCGUGGCACUGGGCGUGGAAGGCCAAGCUAGAGCUGCGCUGGCCAGAAAACUGAGAACAACCUCCUCAUGUAUCAAAAAUGUGAUAGUUUGGGGUAAUAUUAGUGGAAAUAACUACAUUGAUCUGAGAAAAGCCAAGGUUUACAGAUAUGAGAGUGCUAUUUGGGGACCUCCUAACUACUCACGCCCUGUUUUGAGCUUGAUUUUUGAUAGUGACUGGGUAAACAGACAAUAUGUGGAAACUCUUAAAAAGCUGACGGCCACAGGAAAACAAUUUGGAGCCAUCUUAUCUGCACACAGUAUAGCCACUACAUUGAAAUACUGGUACCAUGGCUCACCGCCUGGGGAGAUCGUGUCUUUAGGAGUACUAAGUGAAGGCCAGUUUGGUAUUCCUGAAGGGAUCGUCUUUUCUAUGCCUGUAAAAUUUGAGAAUGGAACUUGGGUAGUUCUUACAGAUCUCAAAGAUAUUGAAAUCAGUGAACAAAUAAUGACCAGAAUGACAAGUGAUCUCAUUCAGGAGAAACUUGUUGCACUUGGAGAUUUGAUCAGUUUUCAGCCCUAUCAAUCAGGACACCAGUCAUUGCAACCCAAUGAGGAAAAAAACCUGGUUAUGUCAGACACUAAGUCAAUUGAGUCACAUACCAUCUCUGUAGUGCUAAUGGUCAUGACUCACGUUGUCGGGUCUUAG